AUGCCGAGCGAUUCAGAAAGUGAGUUUGAAGACCUUAAGGAAUAUUUCCCCGCGUGCGAAUGGAGGGAGAUGAAGGGUUAUGAGAAGAUGAGCUACCGAAAUGCCAAAAGAAACUAUCAUCACAUGCAGCGAUGCGGUUUGACCCCACUAAAGCCCGCUUUCAUGACUCGGAAACUCAAGCUCCCUAAGCGUCAGUCAACAAAAUCUAAGCCGAAUGCCGAGGGUUUGAGCCGGGAAAAGACGAAGAAACGCAAAGUCGAAGACGAACAGCUGGGCAACAACGAUGACGACUUGAACUGGUCUCCCUCUAGAGAUAAGGUUAAGGCGCACCGUAACUCACAGCCCGAACCAGAGUCAACCUCAGCUGCCUCAGCAGUACAGAGGGUCACCAGGGCAGGCAGGAAGAGCAGCACCUCCACGCUCAGAGAGAGCCAAACCCAGCCAGUGGCCUCCGAGACGCAAACUUCGCGCUACCCUAAACGCGACGGCAGCCGCAGGACCUACACGGAUGUGCCCGACGACGAUGACUUUCUGUUCUGCGACGACUGCGAUCAGGAAUGGGAGGGCGACUGCCCGGAACACGGCCCACUGCUCGUCGUCGCGGACACCGAG
Molecule: messenger RNA, 612 nt
Organism: Frankliniella occidentalis (western flower thrips)
Lineage: Eukaryota; Metazoa; Arthropoda; Insecta; Thysanoptera; Thripidae
Product: histone-lysine N-methyltransferase PRDM7-like
Exons: 4
Biological process (GO): regulation of DNA-templated transcription
Source: RefSeq, a predicted model, not a curated record